This is a messenger RNA of Protopterus annectens (West African lungfish), 1417 nucleotides long. RefSeq names its product kinesin-like protein KIF28P. The coding region runs from base 128 to 1417 and encodes 429 amino acids. Gene Ontology annotation, biological process: cytoskeleton-dependent intracellular transport; microtubule-based movement. The transcript has 9 exons. Gene Ontology annotation, cellular component: microtubule; kinesin complex. Gene Ontology annotation, molecular function: ATP hydrolysis activity; microtubule binding; microtubule motor activity. NCBI's taxonomy places the organism in Eukaryota, Metazoa, Chordata, Ceratodontiformes, Protopteridae. The record is from RefSeq and is a predicted model, not a curated record.
UCUAUAGCAAGAAUGAAUUAUUAGAUUUUUAUUGCUCCAAUUUCAGGAUUCAGUGUUGAAACCACUACCUAAAGUAAUUUACUUUGCUAACUGUUUUAAAGCUCCAUUGUAGCUACAAUAACUAUAGAUGGAUAUCUCUUGUAUGCCUGCAGCCACAGUCAUCAUGACAAAUGUUGACAGCAUAAAAGUUGGUGUAAGAAUUCGACCUUUUAAUCAGAGAGAGAAGAUUUUGCAGAGCAAAUGUAUAAUUUCAAUGACAAGAAACAAUGUUGAAAUUAUUGACCCUAAAAAUGCGAAGAAGAAGAAAACAUUUGUGUUCGAUUAUUGUUAUUGGUCCCAUGAUGAAUAUGUGAAGAAUGAACUGGGAAUUUACAUUCCAGAUGGACCUGAGAGCAGAUAUGCUGACCAGGUUUGUGUCUUCAACGAUGUUGGUAAAGCUGUGCUCAAUAAUGCCUGGAGAGGUUACAAUACCACAUUAUUUGCAUAUGGCCAGACUGGAUCUGGUAAAAGCUACACAGUGACAGGUUCUGGAUUGAACAAGGGGCUGGUACCACUGAUUUGUGAAAUGCUAUUUAAGGAAAUUAGGCAACAAGAAUGUGAAGAAAAGCAAUUUCAAGUCCACUUCAGUAUGCUUGAAAUUUGUAAUGAGCAGGUGAUAGAUCUUUUAAGUAAAGACAGAAAACCUGGAGGUCUACGAGUUCGAGAAGGAAGACAUGGUUUUUAUGUUGAAUACCUUAAAGCAGUGCCUUGUGACAGUCAUAAAAAAAUAGAGGCUUUGUUUGAGGAAGGAUUAAGGAAUGGGAACACUACAUCUACAAGUAUGAACACCUCUUGUAGCAGAUCCCACUUGGUGAUUAAGAUACAUUUCAAACAGGUACAUACAAAAGAACUAUCACUAAAAGUUUCUGAGAUUGACCUAGUUGAUCUGGCUGGCAGUGAGAAACAACGAACAUCAUACACCACUAAUGAUCAUUUUGUUGAAGCAAGAGCUAUUAAUCUGAGUUUAACAACACUUGGUAAUGUAAUUAGUGCUUUGUCCGAUAAAUCCACCGGAAAGAAAGUCUACCAUAUACCCUAUAGGAAUUCAGUUCUUACCAAACUACUAAGUACGGCACUGGGAGGCAAUAGUAAAACAGUCAUGGUUGCUUCAUUAAGUCCAGCUGAUAUCAGUUAUGAAGAGUCCUUAUCAACCUUACGACUUGCAGAAAGAGUGAAGAAUAUACAGAACCAAGCAAUCAUAAAUAAUUGUACAAUUCUACAUGUUCAUAACGACCUUAAGGAAGAGAAUGCAAGACUGCAGGCAAAAAUUAUGUCUCUUCAAAAAGCAGAAUUUAUACACUUAUCUGAAAGAGGUAACCUACAGCUCUUCUGUUCUCUAAUACCUAAAAAAUGUAUCAGUUUUGCUAAAAUUGCAUAA